This is a messenger RNA of Lindgomyces ingoldianus, 1056 nucleotides long. RefSeq lists its product as uncharacterized. Lineage: Eukaryota; Fungi; Ascomycota; Dothideomycetes; Pleosporales; Lindgomycetaceae. The transcript has a single exon. Bases 1 to 1056 code for a protein of 351 amino acids. The record is from RefSeq and is a predicted model, not a curated record.
AUGACUCGGGCUAAUUCAGUCAUCCCGCCACUACCAACCGCGAAACCUAAGAAUUCUGGCCCCUUAUCACCCACGGUAGCCUCUUCGCCAAAUCGCGUCCGAGGCUUCCUCGGGCUGCCAGGCGAACUGCGCAAUCGUAUCUAUGACUUCUAUUUCGAAGAAGACUUCCGCGUUGAGAUUGUAGCUAAAGACACUAAAUUUACCACAAAAGUGGCUAGGACGAUGAAGCUUUGUCCUGGAGUUGCUAACAGGGAUACCAUCUGCAAGCAUCAAGUCAAGCUCUCAUGCAAGGAGGGCAAUCCGGCCACGCUCCGUAUGCCAAGGAAGCUUGGUUGCUACAGGCGUGUCGAAGGCGUCCGAACGAUUUGGGCUAACUCACUGUGCGCUCUGAUUCUCGUCAACAAGCAAGUCUUCAACGAAGCCAUCCCGUUUCUCUAUCAGAACACCACGUUUGUAUACGAUGCUCCGCAGCGGAUCCGAAGCUUCCUCAAAGUCGUCCCGGUAGUCAAUCUCUCAGCUAUCACAAAACUCUACCUGCACUAUACGACCUAUGGUGGUCCAAGUUACAUGCAGCAUCUAGUUUGGCAAGGGAAACAUCUGGCAAGCUGGGCGUCUGCAUGCAAAGCUAUCUCAAAGACGCUUUCCGGCCUGGAAGAGCUACAAAUCUGGCUUCGAGUCAACGAUACCCCACUUUACUUCGAUCUUCGCCAACGAUGGGUUCAGCCGUUGCUCCAAUUUCGCCGUCUCACCUGCCCACGUAAUGUCAUAGUCCAAAAGCCUCAUCGUUCCAGUUUAGACCAACCGAGACGUUCCGUUCCACGGCUGAAGGUUGUCCAUAUUCAUUUCACGACCCACUGGUCUAGCCACACCGUCUUCCCCGGAAAUUCUAGACUUGCGGAUGCCAGCAUGGACCUGCAUGAUCUUUUCGCCGAAGGCAUUAGCCGAGCGAUCUUGGGGUCGAAUGAGGAAGAGGCUAUGACUGAUUUCAGGGAAGCUUGGGAGGGGAAGCAUGCGGCGUGGCAGCAUCAUCUGAACUACUCAAAUACUGGAUGGUGA